Messenger RNA from Carcharodon carcharias (great white shark), 375 nucleotides. RefSeq names its product NOP10 ribonucleoprotein homolog (yeast) (gene nop10). Gene Ontology annotation, cellular component: box H/ACA telomerase RNP complex; box H/ACA snoRNP complex. Bases 124 to 318 code for a protein of 64 amino acids. Gene Ontology annotation, molecular function: box H/ACA snoRNA binding; telomerase RNA binding. The record is from RefSeq and is a predicted model, not a curated record. Lineage: Eukaryota; Metazoa; Chordata; Chondrichthyes; Lamniformes; Lamnidae. Gene Ontology annotation, biological process: positive regulation of telomerase RNA localization to Cajal body; ribosome biogenesis; rRNA pseudouridine synthesis. The transcript has 2 exons.
UCGGAAGUGACGUAGAGGGGAACUGGAAGGCCAGCACCCGGAAGUGUAUCCCCCAACUCCAGCCCAUUCAUCACACGUGGUCAGCAGGACACAGGAGCAGAGAGAGCGCGAGAGAGAGAGAGGAUGUUCCUUCAUUACUACCUGGACCCUAAUGGGGAAAGAGUCUACACACUGAAGAAGGUGGAUCCAGAGGGCAGGACCACCUCCAGCGCCCACCCAGCUCGCUUCUCCCCGGAUGACAAAUUCUCCCGGCACCGGGUCACCAUCAAGAGGCGCUUUAACCUGCUCGUCACCCAGCGGCCACCUCCUGUCCUGUGACACCCUCGCAGCCCGCCCACGCCCUCGCUCCGCUGCGAUUCGGAGGGAGGGGGAGGG